Sorex fumeus (smoky shrew) is the source of this 1374-nucleotide messenger RNA. RefSeq names its product ubiquitin like 7 (gene UBL7). Gene Ontology annotation, cellular component: cytosol. NCBI's taxonomy places the organism in Eukaryota, Metazoa, Chordata, Mammalia, Eulipotyphla, Soricidae. Gene Ontology annotation, biological process: ubiquitin-dependent protein catabolic process. The coding region runs from base 133 to 1275 and encodes 380 amino acids. Gene Ontology annotation, molecular function: polyubiquitin modification-dependent protein binding. The transcript is spliced from 11 exons. The record is from RefSeq and is a predicted model, not a curated record.
GGGGCGCGUCGCGGCGAGUGUCCCCGCGCGGCGCGGCGCCUCUGCGACCUGGGCCGUGACUCGAGCUCUCCGAGGCCGGACCCGGGUCUGUCACCCGCGGCGGGGAGAAAGAGAGAGCGAGAAAGAGAGAGGAUGUCUCUCUCGGAUUGGCACCUGACAGUGAAGCUGGCGGACCAGCCGCUUGCCCCAAAGUCCAUUCUUCGGUUGCCAGAGUCUGAGCUGGGAGAAUACUCCCUUGGGGGUUACAGCAUUUCAUUCCUGAAGCAGCUUAUCGCUGGCAAGCUCCAGGAGUCUGUUCCGGACCCCGAACUGAUUGAUCUGAUCUACUGUGGCAGAAAGCUCAAGGAUGAGCAGACUCUUGACUUUUACGGCAUUCAGCCCGGGUCCACAGUCCAUGUUCUGCGCAAGUCCUGGCCCGAGCCUGAUCAGAAACCUGAGCCUGUGGACAAAGUGGCCGCCCUGAGGGAGUUCCGGGUGCUACACACAGCCCUGCACAGCAGCUCCUCCUACCGGGAGGCGGUCUUCAAGAUGCUCGGCAAUAAGGAGUCUCUGGAUCAGAUCAUCGUGGCCACCCCAGGCCUCAGCAGUGAUCCCAUUGCUCUGGGGGUUCUCCAGGACAAGGACCUCUUCUCUGUUUUUGCUGACCCCAACAUGCUGGACACGUUGGUCCCCGCCCACCCAGCCCUGGUCAAUGCCAUCAUCCUGGUUCUGCACUCGGUGGCGGGGAGCACGCCGCUGCCUGGGGCCGACGCCGCUGCCCGGAGCCUGCCCUCCAGCUCGUACCGGGACAUGCCAGGUGGCUUCCUGUUGGAAGGGCUCUCGGAUGACGAGGACGACUUCCACCCUAGCACCAGGUCCACGCCAUCCAGCAGUGCUCCCAGCUCCCGCCCGGCCUCACUGGGGUAUAGCGGGGCUGCCGGACCCCGGCCCAUCACCCAGAGCGAGCUGGCUACAGCCCUGGCCCUGGCCAGCACCCCGGAAAGCAGCUCUCACACACCAACUCCUGGCACCCAGGGCCAUUCCUCAGGAACCUCACCAAUGUCGUCCAGCGUCCAGUCAGGGACCCCCAUCACCAACGAUCUCUUCAGCCAAGCCCUCCAGCAUGCCCUGCAGGCUUCCGGGCAGCCCAGCCUCCAGAGCCAGUGGCAGCCCCAGCUGCAGCAGCUUCGUGACAUGGGCAUCCAGGACGACGAGCUGAGCCUGCGGGCCCUGCAGGCCACCGGGGGGGACAUCCAGGCGGCUCUGGAGCUCAUCUUUGCUGGAGGUGCCCCGUGAACCGUCUGUGCAUCCCAAGCCUCCUGCCCCCAGCCCGAGAGGGGGUCCCUGUGGUGGCCCCAUCUCCUCUCUCCCCAAUACACCUGAUGCUUGACCUUC